Molecule: messenger RNA, 1033 nt
Organism: Tripterygium wilfordii
Lineage: Eukaryota; Viridiplantae; Streptophyta; Magnoliopsida; Celastrales; Celastraceae
Exons: 2
Coding region: 103-798 (231 amino acids)
Source: RefSeq, a predicted model, not a curated record
GGAUAUCCACUUUUUGUCUCUCCUCAAUUCGGAAAACCCAUCUCUCCUCUCUAGAAUUUUAGCAGAAGGAAGAGGAAGAAGAGGCUUAUCUUUGUGCGUGGUAUGGCUGCGGAUGUGAGUUCUCUUGUUCGGGUAAGGAGUGGGCAUAAGGAUGAUCGGACGGUGGGGAAUGAAGGAGGGGAUGGGAGAUCAACGGCUCUGAUUACUCGAGACUUGCUUGGUUGUGGGUUCGUGAAAAACGAGUCCCAGGAGUUGGACUUGGAUUUGCAAGUGCCGAAUGGGUGGGAAAAGCGUCUUGAUUUGAAGUCAGGGAAGGUGUACCUACAAAGAUGUAACUCAGCAAAAUCACCUUCUUCAGCAUCAUCAUCAUCUGAUCACAAGCUUCAAGAUCUAAACUUCCCACCAUCACCAUCAAAAUUCCCAUUAAACCUAUUUGAUGAAAAUUCUUUGGAGCUGAAAUUGGUGUCAUCACCACCACCAAGAAACAGUUUCUACCAAAGCGUAUGCACUCUCGAUAAGGUAAAAUCCGCGCUCGAAAGGGCAGAGAAAGUAGAGCCUAACAAGAAGCGACCGUCGCCUUCAUAUUCAUCUUCCUCGUCUUCAAUCCGAGAAACCCUAGAAGAAGAUCUUCAUGAUGAGAAGUUGGUAACAUCAUCAUCACCAAUUGCAGCUGGGUGUCCCGGUUGCUUAUCUUAUGUUUUGAUCAUGAAAAGUAACCCUAAAUGCCCUAGAUGUAACUCUGUCGUUCCAAUGCCCUCGAUGAAGAAGCCGAAGAUUGAUCUUAACAUUUCGAUUUGAUUCCAUAUGAUUGAUGAGGAUUGUCUAGGCUUUGUUUUUUGGGAUUUUUUUGUAAAUGAUGAUAGUUGGAUUUAUAUUAGGGAAAGAAAAGUUAUGUAACUAGAAAAUGAAUAUGUUCUGAUUAUAUCAGCAUGAUAUUAUUGUCAGGGAAAGAACAAUAUGUAAUUAGAAGUAUGUUCUGAUUAUAUCAGCAUAGUUUGAUAGAAAGUUUGUGCUCUUUGUUGUUUUGUUACCA